Panicum virgatum (switchgrass) is the source of this 2116-nucleotide messenger RNA. RefSeq names its product translation initiation factor IF-2-like. Gene Ontology annotation, cellular component: post-mRNA release spliceosomal complex; Prp19 complex; catalytic step 2 spliceosome. Bases 496 to 1815 code for a protein of 439 amino acids. Lineage: Eukaryota; Viridiplantae; Streptophyta; Magnoliopsida; Poales; Poaceae. The record is from RefSeq and is a predicted model, not a curated record. The transcript is spliced from 6 exons.
CAAGAGGCCACGGCAAGAGGUCGAAAAGCAGAGGGGGGGUUGGAAUUUGGAGGUGGACGCACGCGGAGCUUGGCGUCCAUCAGAUUGGACCGACCCGCUCGCCAUCCUCCCCGGCCGGCUAGUCUACGGCUUGGAACUUGGACCCUCCCGUCCCUUCCAUCCCCCCCGGCCAGCAAGCGCCGCGAAUCUCCCGUUCAGAUCCCUCGCCCCACCUCCCCGCCCCCGCGAUCGGAUUCCGGAACACUGUAGCACAAGACUCAUUUUACUGUUCCGAUUUGAGUACUGCAGAGCAUCCGGUGCCCCCGCGAUCCGAUCCUUCGUCUCCUCCUCCCGUGUGUCGCGCGGCAUCAACCCGUCGGGUGCUCGAGUCUCUGCGGAUUCUCGCGUGCUUGCGAGUCAACCUGGACUCCCCUCCGGUCAGGAUUGCUGGCUCUGCCUGCCGCUGACCCAGGAGGAGGAGGAGGAGGAGGAGGGAAGAGCGCGCGGCAGCCGGCGAUGGACGCCGGAGGAGGGGUGCGGGCGCAGGGGGUCAACCCGGACUGCCCCAACGCCGCCAACCCCUUCCACCGCUGCGCCGAGUACUGCCCCGUCCCGGCCCCCAGAGCCGCCGCGCCCAAGCCGUCCCCGCCUCGUCCCCGCCCGGCGCAGAACGGGACCGGGCAUGGGGACGGCGCGAGGCGGGUGGUUCCCGCUGCCGCCGACGACUCGGAGGCCGGAGCGGAGCGGGCGGUGAACCCGGUCUUCCCCGUCCCGGCCCCACGAGCGGCGGCCAAGUCGCCCCCGCCGCCGCCUCCGCCUCCGCCGGGGCCGGGCCACGCGGCGCAGAACGGGACCGCGCACCGCGACGAGGAGGAAUGUGAGAUUACGGCCGCCGACGAUUCGGAGGAGGAAGGCGAGCGCAUCGAAGAGUCUCCGCAUGUUGGCGGGCCGAGGAGGAGCCCGCGGCCGCCGGCGAAGGACGAGGAGGCUGCACGAGAUGGGCAGCGGCAGGCGGUCAACCCGGACUGCCCCAACGCCGCCAACCCUUUCCACCGUUGCGCCCAGUACUGCCCCGUCCCGGCACCCAGAGCCGCGGCCAUGCAUCCACCGCCGCCACGGGGAGACGAGGGGAGCACGCGCAGUGACCCUGGCGACGUGCACCCCAGGCCGCGCCGCCGCGACAAGGGCGGUGGCUCCGGGGGCCUCCCCUUCUACGUCUUUCUGCGCGAAGGUUCCGAUGCAGACGGCAAGAAGGUGGAUCCUCGCUGCCCCAACGCGGCCAACCCAUUCCACGUCUGCACCGACCAUUGCCUUGCCAAGAUGGCUGAGGCCGGACGCUCGUCGGAGGGUGGCAAGUCGCCCUUAUCCAUCUUUUCUCGCCACUCACGCCGUUCCUCGUCCUCCUCCGAAGAGGGUAGUGCGAAGUCAGCUGGAAGUAGGAAGGUGGAUUCAAAGUGUCCCAACGCCGGCAAUCCGUUCCAUGAAUGUGGUGAGCAUUGUGCCGCCAAGAUGCAGCAAGUGGAGCAGCACAAGGGGACCAAAAUGCAGUCCCCACGAAAGAAAGGUGGAAAGAAUGUUGCGUUGGUUCAGAAUUGGAAGGUUGAUCCGAGGUGCCCUCACGCGUCUAAUCCAUUCCAUAUGUGUGCCCAAUAUUGCUUUGAUCAUUUGAAUGAAACAGCGCAGACAAGUGCAACCAAGUCAGUUUAUUUUUCAGAUAAGAAAAAAGGCAAGGCUGUUUCUAAAGAAGUGAAAAGAGAAAUCAAUCCAGGUUGUACCAACGCAUCCAACCCCUACCACGAGUGUGGUGAACACUGUACGAGAAAGGGUGAUAGGUAGAUGGGGAAGGCUGUCGAGACAAGGCUUCGGAUAAUUGAUGAUGGUGAAAAAUAAGUUAAUCCCAUUUACAAUAGACUUUGAGUAGAGGCUGUGUUUCUCACGGCUCCAUUUUGUAGAGUGGCUGCAGCUGUUUCAAUCUUCGCAGUGUGCUUCCAUAUAUAUUUUUUCAUUGUGCCAUUUACACCCUCGCACGCAUAUAUAGGACCCCCAUGUAAUGUAUUUCCUGAAGGUUGUACAAAUAGAAGCAUCCUAUUUGUUCCCCUUUUUUUUGCACUAUAAAGCAAGCAGGUUUUCCAUCCCA